UCGAUAAGAUCAUUAGUCAUCGCGUACAUAUUAUGUGCGAGGAAUUUGAGUAACUUGCAUAAUGAGAUUUGUAGGGAAUUUAUUCAGUAACUGAAUCUAGUAAUAUUUAAUUCUAGUGAAUAGUUUCUUCUAUUUCUCAAUAAUGUAAACAACUUUCAACAAUUCGACUAAAUCCAAUUGAUUUUUGAAAAAUAUAAUAUUAAUCAAAUUUUUCAUUUAAUCAUUUAAAUACGAUUUGUCCAGUUAAAAAUUAUUUGGGGAAUACUUUCAAUAAAAGUAUCUUAUUCUUAUAAUUUGUUAUUAAUAUAUUUGUUUUAUAUAUUUUAUGCAGUUGAAUUAUUUGUUAUCAAAUUUUUAAUAUUGCUUUUAAUUCUCUUGUCUUAAAUAAAAAAAUCUACUAUUUUAUUCAUUCUCAUGUCAAGGACACUUACUUUAUGAACUGUAUAUCGCAGUUUUGUAACUAGCAUUAAUGACGUGAAAAACGAGGUUAGAAAUGCUUUCGAUUUAUUAAAUGUGAAAAAUUAUACAUUUCUCAUGCUCAACAGAGUGGAAUGUAUACAGUACAUUCAAACAUAUUAUUAAAAUGCCGUUUAAAUUCCAUUUGAAGAAAAGUCGGCAAUAUAACGUGGUUUCCAAAAAUCAGUAUGUAAUCUGCAUAGAAUUAUUGGAUACCACUUCCAUAGAAUGCACAUUGAGUAUUGAUAGCCUUGGUCAAGAAUGUUUAGACAAUGUAACUCAACGUUUAGGUCUAGGACAACCUGAAUUCUUUGGCCUAAGAUACAUUUCUCGGCAUGAUUCUCCAUCUCCAAGAUGGGUUGACAUGGAUAAACCAUUAAAAAAACAAUUGGAAAAAGAAGCUAAAAAUUUCAGUUUAUAUUUGAGAGUUAUGUAUUAUGUCACAGAUGUACAACUCAUUCAAGAUGAAAUGACAAGGUAUCAUUAUUAUCUUCAACUGAAAAGUGAUAUUUUAGAAGGUAGAAUUCAAUGCAAUUCUAGACAAGCAACUCUUUUAGCAAGCUAUUCGAUGCAAGCAGAAUUUGGUAACUAUGAUGCAGAACGACAUACUAUGGAAUGCUUGCAGCAAUGUACAUUAUUUCCUAAAGAUGUUAUUCAAGCAGAUCCUGGAGGUCAAGAUUCUCUUUUACAUACAGCUGUAUGUCAAUAUAAAAAUCUGAUGGGUGUUACUCAAGCUGCAGCUGAAGAACUAUAUAUUUCUAUCGUUAUGCAGUUAGAAGGAUAUGGAAAUGAAACAUUCUCUACUAAGGACAAUGGUAACAACGAAGUAAUAUUAGGAAUUUCUAUCAAUGGAAUUAUGAUUGUAUAUCCUAACACACAAACAACACAGUUCUACAGGUGGAAAGAUAUAAGCAAUGUGAUUAAUCACAAAAAGACAUUUAGAAUAGAAUGCCAAGCGGAAGGCGAAGAGCCAAAGCAAUUCAUAUUUACCGAAUCACGUAAUGCAAAAUAUGUGUGGCGUUUGUGUAUAGCACAACAUACAUUUUACAUGCAACAUCAAGAAUCACGGCCAAUAGAAAGAUCGACUAAUGGUUAUUUCGACAGCGAUACAAACGAUUCAGGAGAUCAUGCGGUAUCGGUAAAUUUGGAUAAUAGAAACACAGAAGGUCACACAAGAUGGACGAGUUACAAUGAUCUUUCGACAUCACCCUAUCCCGUUGUAUCAUCGACGGACAUUAACAACUUACGUGCCUUACUUCCAUCAUAUAGACCAGCACCUGAUUACGAAACUGCAGUUCAAAUGAAAUACAAUAAUGGAGGAAAUCCACCUCAGCCUUAUUAUGCUAAUCAAUCUACAAUUGUAGGAGCAGAUAUUUCGUGCCUUCUUGGUAACGUAGUUAAUCGAAGUAGAUAUUAAAAUUAGGAAGAAUAAAAUCUAUCAUCAGAUAUUGUAUCUGAUGAGAAACAUAAUCGUUCCGCGUAUUAUAAAUAUUUCUAAGGAACAGUAUUUUCUAAUAAUUACUUAUGUAUACACACACACACACACUUUUGCGAGGAGCAAUAGGAAAUUCUAUAGAGAUUAAUGGUAAAGACUGACACGCACAAAUUCGCAAACUAUUCGUUCUUUUACUCUAUAUAAUACUUAUAAGCGUAUUACAAGUAAAAAUUAGAUAACUGUACGAGACGAUAUACGGGGAUAUCCGCUAUCUAUUUACUACUGAUCGAGAAAUUACUCGUAUUAUACUAUAAGACAAAUUAUUUGUUUUGAUUCUUAACUCUCUGUUGUUUUUAUUCAUUGUUCUUUUCUUCGGUAAAAUACAAAAACAACUCCGAGCUUUAAUCGAACAAUAUUGAAUUAAGAAUCAAUUCUAUUUUAGACCUUGAUUUUCGAAUAGUUAUCCAACUUUUAUUGUAUUUUCAAAUUAUAUAACAUUUCACGAGAAAUUCGGAGAAGCUCGAAAACUCCAUUAUUAUACAAAGAAAUAAUUUUCCUGAUUGUAUCAAUUUUUAAUAUUGUAAACAAUAUGAUUUAUAUUAUGUAUUGUAUAGUUAAUGUUGUAUAAGAGUUAGAUCAUGUUAUAUUGUAAAUAGAUGGUAAUUAUCUUUUUCCAUUAAAAUGUUAAUAAAAUAAAA
Molecule: messenger RNA, 2589 nt
Organism: Apis mellifera (honey bee)
Lineage: Eukaryota; Metazoa; Arthropoda; Insecta; Hymenoptera; Apidae
Gene: Pez
Product: tyrosine-protein phosphatase non-receptor type 14
Exons: 7
Coding region: 584-1873 (429 amino acids)
Cellular component (GO): cytoskeleton
Molecular function (GO): protein tyrosine phosphatase activity; cytoskeletal protein binding
Source: RefSeq, a predicted model, not a curated record